AUGUCGCUUUGCAGUGGGACAUUCCCUAGGUGCCAGUGGGGCUGCACGGAAAACCACGCGGGGGUUGCGGGUGGGGCUGCCACACCGCGGUCCAAGCAUCCAGACUCCCAAGGGAGUACAGUUAUUCGUCGUCUCAGCCAGGCAAAUAGACUCUUGUACUAUUGUAAUGAUCCUAUCUCUUUUAAUCUUUCAGAUCAUAAGGCCUAUUAUGGAUUAUCUGCCCCCAAACGUCAUCAAGUGGUCACAGCAAUAGAGUACCAAGAGGCGAUUUUAGCCUGUAAAAACCCGAAGAAGCCCAUUUCCUCCAGAUUAGAGUGGAAGAAACUGGGACGGAGUAUCUCCUUCGUCUACUACCAACAGGCUUUCCAAGGUGAUUUUAAAGAUCGAGCUGAAAUGAUAGAUUUCAGUAUCCGGAUCAAAAAUGUCACAAGAAAUGAUGCUGGGAAAUAUCGUUGUGAAAUUAGUGCCCCAUCUGAGCAAGGCCAAAACCUGGCAGAGGAUACAAUCACUCUGGAAGUAUUAGUGGCUCCAGCAGUUCCAUCAUGUGAAAUACCUUCUUUUGCCCUGAGUGGAAGUGUGGUUGAGCUACGAUGUCAAGAUAAGGAAGGUAAUCCAGCUCCUGAAUACAUAUGGUUUAAGGACGGCAGUCGUUUGCUAGAGAGUUCCAAACGUGACUCCCGGAGCACCAACAGCUCAUACACAAUGAAUACAAAGUCUGGAACUCUGAAAUUUAGCACUGUGUCCAAGCUGGACAGUGGAGAAUAUUCCUGUGAAGCCCAUAACUCUGUUGGAUCUCGCAGGUGCUCCCAGAAACGAAUGCAAGUAGAUGACCUCAGCCUAAGUGGCAUCAUAGCAGCUGUAGUAGUUGUGGUCUUGGUGAUCUGUGCUUGUGGCCUUGGUGUAUGCUAUGCUCAGAGAAAAGGCUACUUUUCAAAAGAAACCUCCUAUAAGAAAGGGAGCGCUACAUCAAAAUCCACUACAGUGACUGAAAAUGAUUUCAAGCACACAAAAUCCUUUAUAAUUUAAGAAUUCCACUUUUGAGAUACCCCAAAACUACAGUUGUUACCCAAGUUAUUAAAGUGUUAUAAAUUUCUGUGUGGUCUUACAUUUGGGAAGAUGUACAUGAGGAAGUGAACUGGUAUUUUACUAUAAUUUUUAUGACCUUUAACUCACCAGAAAUUAUUUUAAGCAAACGGUUCUGUCUUUACCUACAAUACAAUCUUGACCUCUUGUAUCUGGACUCAAGAAAAAUAGCCAAAAUACUUUGUAGUCUGUGAAAUAUUAACAAACGUCCUAAGUUCUGGAAGAAGCACUGUUGCAUACUGACUGCGAAGUUAACCCAGGAAUUAUGAACUGAACAUAUCCUCUGUGCAAGAGUCUGAUUUAGGAGGAUUCAGAAAACACUGAAAGCUCCCUCAUUCCUACCAGAAUCCUCUCCCUGAAUAAUCCUUACUCCAUUGCUCAUUUGUCUCUCAAGUUUCCACACAAGGGGGGCAGUGGGGGCUGGAUCUGCACUUUGUGUUUGCUUUUAUUUCUGAGAACCAGGAAGAAGACGAAGAGAAAUAGCUACUGACUGGAGCUCACUCACACCUACUGUGUCUCACGGACGCCCUAACUUUGAGAGUCACACAUAAACCCUUACUCGCCUCCCCACUUUCCCCAGACCUCUCUGAAGGGCUCAGUGAGCGUGACAUCAGGACAAGUCCUAGAGCCCGCCCAGCUUUUCAGGUACCUUUGCCUGAGUGCUGACUUCACAAUUCUGUCCUUAAACACCAGUCAGUGAAAUUCUGUGCUGGGCUGUCCUUCAUGGAUAUGGUCGGGGGUUUCCAAUCCUUAUGGCAAGGAAUAUGGAGGAGAGAGAGGGCUGUCUGGUGAACAAAAUAUGACUGAAUGUUCUGACUUCCUACAUCUGACAACCUGCUUCAUACAAAAGAGGCACAUGAGAAACUAUGCCUGAGAAAAAAAAGGUCUAAUCACGUGUUUUCUGAAUUAAAAAGGCCUCUGGUUAAUGUUACAACACAGAAAUUUCAAUGGUUCAUUUAAUAAUAAAAGCAGUAAGGCUGGGGGUUUUGUUUUGUUUUUUGAAACAGGGUCUUGCUAU
Molecule: messenger RNA, 2101 nt
Organism: Fukomys damarensis (Damara mole-rat)
Lineage: Eukaryota; Metazoa; Chordata; Mammalia; Rodentia; Bathyergidae
Gene: Jam2
Product: junctional adhesion molecule 2
Exons: 10
Coding region: 1-1026 (341 amino acids)
Biological process (GO): leukocyte tethering or rolling
Cellular component (GO): protein complex involved in cell adhesion; cell surface; tight junction
Source: RefSeq, a predicted model, not a curated record